CUUAUGUUAUAGUAGGACGUGUUUGUUUAUUCAUAACACAAAUAUUAAGGAAUUAAAACACAAGAAACAUCAUGGAAAAGGAUGUCGACAGUAGCUGUCAAGAAUUAGAAAAUGAUAAGGGUCGUGUUGAUUGGGGUAAAUUUGAACCAACUAUGCGAAAGGCGAUGAUUUUGGGAGAUACAUUUAAGGGAGGACCAGAUCUGCAAAAUCUGAUGAGAUCCAACACAGUUCUAACAUGCGGGAUUGCAAUACAAAAUUGGACCAACACUGAGUUACCUUCUCCUCACUACACAUCAUUUACAGGCAUGCUGUCAAUACCACCAACAUCUAUACCAUCAGGAACUAUUCAAGCAGUGGUCAGUCAUAAAAGCAGUAUUGGUAUAAGAGGAUGCAGCGGGCUGAUAUCGUGGAAACUUAAAACCAGACGUGUUGUUAUGGCAUGGACAAUCCCAUACUUUACUUCAAAUGCCCUAGCCGUUGGAAUAACAAACACUGCCUGCGAUGUCCAUGAUGAUAAGUGGUUCAGAAAAAUGAUGCAUGAAAAGAGUGACAAUGAAAUAACUUUUACGAAGGAAGUUUACCAGAAUGGCAAGGCAUGCAAAGAGUGUAAGGUUGUAUCUUCUGAUGGAAAGUAUGACGUUCUCGCAACCAUGGGGACAAGUGCUAGGUCCGAGAUAAAGGUUUGUGUCCGUGGAACCACUUUUGAUACAUCUCAUAAAUCUAUUCGACCGAAGCAAUUUACAACCAACAAAUCAAGUAGAAACGACUCUGGUCCAUUUUGAUUAUUAGAAAUUUUGUAUAGUGUGACAUAUGUUAUAUGGUUUACGUAAACGAUAAUAGUGGUAAAAAUGGAGAAGAAUAAGCCAAAAUAUGAAAAAG
Mytilus trossulus (common blue mussel) is the source of this 879-nucleotide messenger RNA. RefSeq lists its product as uncharacterized. Lineage: Eukaryota; Metazoa; Mollusca; Bivalvia; Mytilida; Mytilidae. The record is from RefSeq and is a predicted model, not a curated record. The coding region runs from base 72 to 782 and encodes 236 amino acids. The transcript is spliced from 3 exons.